This is a messenger RNA of Racocetra persica, 452 nucleotides long. The record is from the annotation of a GenBank genome assembly. Lineage: Eukaryota; Fungi; Glomeromycota; Glomeromycetes; Diversisporales; Gigasporaceae.
AUGGGUAAAUCAAAUUCAAAAUCUAUUCAUUCCUCUCCUUCCCUAACUUCCAUAUCAUCGGGAACAUCAAUUCCAAGACUUCUUAGAACGCAUCGUCAAAAAAAUUCUUCUAGUUCUGCUUUCACUUAUUUUUCAUCAAGUUCUUCAACCCAUUUAUCUAUAAAUUCUCCAAAUUCUUUAAAUUCUCAUCUUGAAUCCAUGUCAAAAUAUCCUUCUUCAUUACAUGAGAAUAGUAUCAAUUCUGAAGAUUUUGAUACUUUUCAAUAUAUUGGAAAUCGAAAAUAUUGUAGGAGUGGAAUUGAGGAUGUGAACUAUGUGUAUCCAGUCGAUGAUGAUGAAGUUGAUCGGUGCCAAAUGCAACAUUUUUUAAUGAAACAUAUUUGGGAAGGUAAUUUCUCGGCUCCUGUUGAGGAACUCUUAUCCAGUCAUAAUACUAAAGUCCUUGACAUUGG